CCGACGACCAACGAACGGGCUUUCCCACGCACCCAAUCCUGCAAGCUAUUCCCCGCAUAUAGCUGCCCCGCCGCUAAUUAAAACCCAACGACUGUAGCCUCAUCCCGCCCCGGCUGCGGAAAAGGAUAACACCCUGCCCCGCUACGUUCCUGCCGGUCCAUUAGCAGCACCACCAACCCGUGAAGUACUGUACGUGCGCCGCUUUUGCGGAGUUGCGACCGCUUCGUAUCCCACUUCAAGUUUCGGCAAUACAAACAUGGGGAGCCAGCAGUCGACAAUACCUCCGCCCGACACGCAACCCGACGAGCAGGAAGCCUUGCGGUCAGCGGCACCCAAUGAAGCUACUCCUCAGCAAAUAGAAUCCCCCCCAUCCUCGCUGAUCAGCCGCGCUGCCCAGAAUCGGGGCCAAAUCGUGACUUCGGAAGGACUUGUGGUGCACAGCAUACCAGGCGGGUUGGGAAUUUCGGAUACAUCUGAACCAACAGCCGAGAAUGCGAAUACCUCGGCGGAAGGGACGGGUGCCACGCCACCUGCAGACCUCUCACCAGCAGAAGCCGAAGCGUUAGCCAGGAGAUCGAUGAGUUUCAUGAUCUACUUCAUCCCAUCUGAAGCGGGAGCGGCAGCAGGCGGUCUGCCAACACAGACAGGCACACAGACUGGCGCCCCCACUGCGCAAACAAAUCAAGGCAGUGGGCAUCCGUUGGGACCGGGGCAACCACCGAGCGGAAGUCUAAGAGAUGCCCUGAGUGAAAUUGCCGUCUUGCCAUCAUUGUUCGGUGAAGCCUCCUCGCCAUCGCAAGGCGCCUCAAACUCUACCCAAGCUACGGCCACUGCAGGCAAUGCUAGACAACCAGGAACGGCUUCAUCUGAUCCACCGACCGGCGGCGCCGCUAGCCCGCAUACACACCGCAUCCUUCCGAUGCAAAUGCAAGUUAGCCCACGACCGGCACGCAACAUCGUAGAAGAGCUCGCCAUCUCCAUCAUGUUACAAAUAGUCACCAACAUGCUCCGAGAGGGCUCUAUGAACGGGCCAGGCGGACUCUUAGGUGGAACCCUCAGUCUCGACAUCGCCGACGAACUGGCCAUGGAGGAUGGAGCCGCUGGCGGUGGAACCGGGGCGGGCAUGCCAGCCGGUGGGGGCGGCAUGUCGUACGAAGAUUUUCUACGGUUGGCGGAGUUGCUCGGUCCAGCGCGUCCACGGAACGCCACCAUGGACGACGUGGAUAGGGAACUGCCUGUUUUCAAGUUCAGCGAUAACUCACAAGUCAGCAUGGACAUUGACGGGCCACCACCGCUCGAACCUGUUGAGGAGGAUAAAGGCAAAGGGCGAAAAACGGAGACGGAAACGGAGAUGGAGACGCAGGAGGAUAAGCCGACGGAAUCGUCUCGCCGCGUCUCCCUGCGGAUCGAGGACUUGGUACCCGCCACCCGCGAAAAGUGUAUGAUUUGCCUGUCGCCGUAUGAAGCAGAUGAUGAAAUUCGCGUUAUGGGGUGCCGGCAUGGAUUCCAUAAACCUUGCUUGGAUCAGUGGCUAACCCAAUACGUCAACUCCUGCCCCCUUUGCCGCGAAAAGGCGGUCUCCACAACACCCACCGCACCCACAACAACAACACCCACCACCCCGCAAACCCCCUUCAACCCCUUCACCCCCCUCGGCCGUCCCCCGACAUCCGACGAACCGCUCCCCUUCUCAGUGGACACCUCCCGCCAAACGCAGGAUCAGACCCCGCCGGAACGAAGAGGGUUUUUGAGGAGGAUUUGGGAGAUGUUUGGGAGUGGGGGGAGGAAUCCUGCGGGUGGGGCCCCUGCGAAUGCGAAUGCUGGUGUGGAUGCAGGGCAGACGGAGGGUAUGGAACGGGGGACGGGUUUGCCGGCGGCGGUUUUGGUUGUGCUCGGAUGAAAAAUGCGAGCUGUUGUGAAAUAUUUGAGGGCGACGCGUGCGGUGCAUGAGACGGUCCCAGCGCGCUUUCAUAUUAAACCCCCUUGUAUAGAAUCGUCCCCUGGAAGGUCGGGGAAGGGCGGAACAUAGCUACCUUCCCGUACAUCCCCCAUCAACAUACAACAAGUUUCACAAUUUUGUAAUGGCCUGCCGGUGUACAGAAUAUAAAGAAGUUUCCCCCCCUCAGACCCGUGUUAGUGCCGAAAUGGG
Messenger RNA from Fimicolochytrium jonesii, 2149 nucleotides. RefSeq lists its product as uncharacterized. The coding region runs from base 257 to 1900 and encodes 547 amino acids. The transcript has 5 exons. Lineage: Eukaryota; Fungi; Chytridiomycota; Chytridiomycetes; Spizellomycetales; Powellomycetaceae. The record is from RefSeq and is a predicted model, not a curated record.